This is a messenger RNA of Zonotrichia albicollis (white-throated sparrow), 3523 nucleotides long. NCBI's taxonomy places the organism in Eukaryota, Metazoa, Chordata, Aves, Passeriformes, Passerellidae. The record is from RefSeq and is a predicted model, not a curated record.
GCGGGAAUUUGGGGGGCACCGGGUCCCCCCCGGCUCUGCGGGAGCUGAUGGUUCCCGCCUCAUCCCGGCACGGAUUUUUCGCUGGUUUCCGCUGGUUUGGGAAGGGUUUUGCUUCGCUGAGGGAGCCAGGCAGGAGGGAGCUCUCCUCAUCCUCAUCCUCCUUCCCAGACUUUGUGCAGGAACAUCUCCGCCGGGGAAAUAAGGAACAUAAGGGAACGUAAUCCUGCCAGAAGCCUCUCCCCUGUUUAUUUUCCUCUUCCCACAUCCAUGCUGGCAACUUGGGGGAAUAAUUUAACAUAGAGAUGAGCCGGGAGAGCAGAGGCAGUUGCAGAACGGCGUGAAGGUAACCUUGAGCUGAGCCCUGUAAACCCCGGCCUCCGUCAAGGCAGGAUUAAAGAAACUUUGCUGGCAAUCCAGAGCUGGGAAUCCCAGCCUGGCCCUGGGAAUUACAGCCCCGGGGUGCUCCCACACAGCCUGGCCCCGGCCCACUGCACCUGCUCAUCUGGUGGAGAUUUCUUGCCCUGGGAGUGAGCUGAAAGCGGUUUCCUUACACAAAGGGUCCCGGGCAGCAUUCCAGGCUCCAGGCGCGUCCAGGCACCUUCCAUCCUUUGUCUGAAGGGGCAGCGGGGCCGUUCCCAUCCCAGCGAUGCCUGACGGAGCCGCUGCCGCCGGGAGCGAGGAGCUGUGGCAGCCGAUCGGCUUUCAAAUCACCUUCAAACCUCGAUUCCCUUAACAUGAUCCCUCCAUCAGCGCGGUCCCCGGGGCGCAGCCGGGCAGGAAGCCGUCGGACAGGGGGAAAUCCCGGGAUAACGGCGGCACCCGGAGCCGGGCGGUGCGGGGCAGGAGCGGCCGCGAGAAGGAGGAGGACAGAGCCCGGUACGUCGGCUGCUACGAGGACAACACCCGGCAGAGGACCCUGCGCGGGAUGUCCUUCUUCGACUACAAGAAGAUGACGGUGUUCCGCUGCCAGGACAACUGUGCCGAGAGGGGGUACCUGUACGCGGGGCUGGAAUUCGGGGCCGAGUGCUACUGCGGGCACAAGAUCCAGGCGUCCAACGCCAGCGAGUCCGAGUGCAACAUGGAGUGCAAGGGGGAGCGGAGCAACACCUGCGGCGGCAUCAACCGGCUCUCCAUCUACCGCCUGGAGCUGGCCCAGGAGUCCGCACGCAGGUAUGGAAGCGCGAUAUUCCGGGGAUGCUUCCGCCGGCCGGAAAACGUCUCCAUCGCCCUGCCCGCCAGCCAGCUCAUGCUCAACAUGUCCGUGGAUAAAUGUGUGGAUUUCUGCACGGAGAAGACAACCGCUGCAUGGACAGGAGGUUCCUGCCCAGCCGUGCCAAGCAGUUGGUGGCCCUGGCCAGUUUUCCUGGAGCUGGGAACACCUGGGCCCGGCACCUGAUUGAGUUGGCCACCGGCUUCUACACUGGCAGCUACUACUUUGAUGGCUCCCUGUACAACAAAGGAUUCAAGGGCGAGCGGGACCACUGGAGGAGCGGGAGGACCAUCUGCAUCAAGACCCACGAGAGUGGGCAGAAGGAGAUCGAGUCCUUUGACUCUGCCAUCCUGCUCAUCCGCAACCCCUACAAGGCCCUGAUGGCCGAGUUCAACCGCAAGUACGGGGGGCACAUCGGCUUCGCCGCCCACGCCCACUGGAAGGGCAAAGAAUGGCCGGAAUUUGUGGCUAAUUAUGCCCCGUGGUGGGCAACCCACACUCUGGACUGGCUGCGCUACGGCAAGAAGGUGCUGGUGGUGCACUUUGAGGACCUCAAACGCGACCUGUUCGUGCAGCUGCAGAGGAUGGUGGCCCUGCUGGGUGUCACAGCCUGUGAGGACAGGCUGCUGUGCGUGGAGGGACAGAAGGAUGGCAACUUCAAGCGCUCUGGGCUGAGGAAGCUGGAGUACGACCCCUACACGGCCGAGAUGAGGAAGGCCAUCAGCGGCUACAUCCGCACCGUGGACGCCGCGCUGAAGCUCCGCAACCUCUCGGGGGUCCCCGAGGAUUAUUACCCCAGAUGAUGGUGACCACAGCGGGGGGACGGCGCCCAGGGGUGGCUCUGUCCUCCCAGAUUCUGCCUAAUUCCACCCAGUGGGUGGCUCCUCUUUUAACCCUCCAUGUGCUGCUGUAGCUGUCGGUCACUCCCUGCAUGAGCCGCCGCAGGUCCCCAGCCACUGCUGAGCUUUUUUUUGGCCAACCUGGGGACAUGGGUGCCUUCCCUGCUCCCCACAGGGUCCCCUGCUCCUGUUCUGGCUGCCCCAGCCCUCUUGGGAAGGGCAGUGGGAUGUUUGUGUCCCCUCAGGCUCUCCUGGGGACAUUGAGCUGCUCAGGCCCUGGUGUUCCCAGAGCUGAGCUCCUUGGGGUGGGUGUCCCCGAAUUCCCAGCCCUGCAAGGAUUCCACUUGUCCUUGGAUGGAAUCUUCAGCCUUCCCAAGGGAGGAUGGACCAAGGGUGUGGCACUCUCCUGGAUCCUGCCUGAGGUUAUGGGAUGGCAAGGCCGUGCUGUGCAAUGUCCCCAAACCUGCUGACUGUGGCCCAUGGAGCCAUCCUGUGGCUCCCUGAGAAUUCCCUGGAAUUCCCCAGCCACAGCACCAGGCAAAGUUGCUGCUCCAGCCCUUUGGGGGGGCCCAUGACCCCCACCAGUGUGGCCACAGGGGGAAGCUCCCCUUCCCUGUGGAUGCAGCUCCAGAGGGGGAAAUUUCCCUGGAGCUGCUGGGCCCCACGAGCUUGUCCAGGCCUUGUUUCAGAACCCACGAGCCACAACAGCCCCUCAGGAGCAUUUCUGGGGGGCCAGGAGCAGUUUGGGGGACUAAAAGCAAGGUUCACACUGUAACCCAGCUGCACCCAACCCCUGUGGGGAGCAAACCCUGGGGCUGAGCUUUGGGGGUGCCCCAAAGCCAAACCAAAGGAUCCCACACACCGGGAAUGUGCCGAUUUCCCGGCUGGCUUUGUGCACAGCUGCAUGUGGUCCCUGGCUGUCCCCUCAUCCCACGCCACCCUCCCCAUCCUGGCUUUGUCCCAGAUGAGCUCCCCCAAGGCUCCCAACCCGCAAAACCCCUUGGAUGUAGGUGCAAAAGCCAUAUAUUGUACGCAGCCUUUUCUAGAGUUAGAGAUUCACCAGUUGGCUUUUAACUCUUGAUCCUGAUAGAAACACAGGCACAGGUCGAAGCCAGAGACCCUGCUUGGUCUCUAUUUCCAAGAGAGAAGAAAACUCCCUGGAGAAAAAAGGAGAAUUUCAAUAAAAAUCUAUUUUUCUAAAGUGUGUGUGGAGCAGAGCUGGGCUGCUCCUUGUUUUUUUGAAGAAGGGGGGGGAUUUCGAUCAGAGGGAGCAGCUGCCCCAUUUUUAACUCUUUCAAACUCUUUUUUGACUCUUUAACUCUUCCCUUGACAAGCAGCUGGAGGUUUUUAUGGGAUUCCUGGCAGUGGGAUUGGAGCUGAGCCCACUCUUCUUUGCUCAUGGCAGCCUCGAGGUUGUCAUGUCAGAACAAACCCUGAGGGUAACCCAGCAAUUAAAGGAGAGGUUUUCUUGCUG